Molecule: messenger RNA, 411 nt
Organism: Suhomyces tanzawaensis NRRL Y-17324
Lineage: Eukaryota; Fungi; Ascomycota; Pichiomycetes; Serinales; Debaryomycetaceae
Exons: 1
Coding region: 1-411 (136 amino acids)
Source: RefSeq, a predicted model, not a curated record
AUGCCACCACUUCGGUAUGACUUUCGAGCCUCUGCCAUUGAAAUUCAAGCGUCUGGCGAUAAACCGAGAGUUUGGUACUUCGAUGAUGCUAAUAUCGAAAGGAUUAAAGGGAAUACGAUUAAUGAACCAGCCAUAUUGGCCACAGAGGGUAUAUUAGCUGUACCUGUCCAUUCAGACUGGAAUUUUACCCGUGGUGACCCUUUAACUCCUGUUGAAUACGUCCAAUUUACAGUUAUCCACAACCAGCUUCCAAACUCUUUGGUUUUGACCAGAACUCCCUUAUUUCUAUCCGUGGAUGCUACGCUCAGUAAAAAUCCUCUAGCGGCGUUGGCGGCUGUGAGCUACUACCAUACUAAAUACUGGCUGGCAUAUGAUACUCGUCUGGUCAUAAUACUGGCCUGGCAAACGUAA